Messenger RNA from Corythoichthys intestinalis (scribbled pipefish), 3490 nucleotides. RefSeq names its product peptidoglycan recognition protein 2 (gene pglyrp2). The record is from RefSeq and is a predicted model, not a curated record. Gene Ontology annotation, biological process: peptidoglycan catabolic process; detection of bacterium; defense response to Gram-positive bacterium. The transcript is spliced from 4 exons. NCBI's taxonomy places the organism in Eukaryota, Metazoa, Chordata, Actinopteri, Syngnathiformes, Syngnathidae. Gene Ontology annotation, molecular function: zinc ion binding; peptidoglycan immune receptor activity; N-acetylmuramoyl-L-alanine amidase activity. Bases 82 to 1533 code for a protein of 483 amino acids.
UCAGCCUGGGAGCAACAGAGUAAAGUUUAAAUGCUGCUGCAUAUUUUUAGUACUUUGGAGCCGUUAUUCAUUUAAACUAAAAUGGCUUCUCUUCAAGUGUUGUUCUUCAUGUUGGUGUCAUCCUACUGCUUCACUUUCAUGUCAAGUAGGCCGACAGGUGUCCACCUGCGGAGCAUGAACAACUUCAUCCAUGCGGUGCAACAGGUGGAAGAGUCCAACCCGGGUCUCUGCCCGCUGUCAAUGAUCAGGGCCCUUCGCCGGACCGCUGGUCAUGACGACGCCAUGACUAUCCACUUCUUGGGGGCUUCGAAUAAUCUUUCUGACAUCGCGGGGCUGGAGACGGCCAUUCUCAAUGCCUCGUCCUUCAGCUUCUUUGACAAGGCAGUUCACCACAUGAUAACAGACAGCGGCGAAGAGCGAGGCGUGACACUUGCCCCGGACGGCACCACGGUGGCCUUGGCACCUUUGCUGUUGGGCAUUGAAUGUGGACUCAAAGCCAAACUGGAGGGGAACUCGACCAUUGGGCUCUUCCCACUCACCUUGGGAAGGCCGCUCGGGUUAACUUUCCUGAGCCUCCAGGACAUUCCCGUGUCUAACCGUUUAGGCCCCGACGGGUGUUGGGACAGCGUAGAGCGCCCCAAGGUGUUUAAAAUUUUUUGGCCUGCUACCCUGGCCACCGAUGCAGUUAUCAACGGGGGUAUGGAUGGAUUAAUACUUGGCACGGAUAUCAGCCAACUACCUAAUUCUAAAGAACCUCCUGCUCUUAGUGAGAUCCUGCAAGAAUACUAUAAUUUUAUUCUGCAAGCAGACCAUGGUCUUGAUACUUUGUCCAGACAUAUCAGUCCAAGGCGGAGGGAAAUCUCUCGAUCCAUCCUGGAGCCCCUUGACCUUCAGAAGGAGCUGAUGGACACACUCACACUGGUCUGGAGGUUGGAGAAGACCGAGUGGAUUGCGUUGGACACUGGGGUCAACAAGGCGGUCAAGGAAGGACUAAAAGAAUUUGUGCACAAGUAUUGGGAUUGUCCUCAAAUCAUCCCUCGCUGCCAAUGGAGGGCAAACGAUCGCAAGGAAACCCCCAUCCCGCUGUCCCUGCCACUCCACUUUCUCUACGUUCACCACACCUAUGAGCCCUCGCAGCCCUGCCUGUCCUUUUCACAGUGUUCCAUGGACAUGAGGGCCAUGCAGCGCUUCCACCAGGAAGUCCGUAACUGGAGUGACAUUGGAUACAGCUUCGUGGUGGGCUCCGAUGGUUAUGUCUACGAAGGCCGCGGUUGGAACCUCCUCGGCACGCACACGCGAGGACACAACAGUCGUGGCUUUGGAGUGUCGAUCAUCGGCAACUAUACGUCCGCUCUUCCGUCACGACACGCCAUGGACCUUCUACGCCAUCGUUUGACACGAUGUGCAGUGGACGGAGGGAGGCUUGUGGCCAACUACACUGUUCACGGCCACAGGCAGAUGGUCAACUACACUUCCUGUCCUGGUGAUGCCUUCUUCUCCGAAAUAACAAAAUGGGACCAUUUCAGAAACUGACGUGCUAUAUGGUCUUACAACACCAGACUGCUCAUGAGACCAUGCGAUUAUGGGACUCCAGAAUAAAGCAGACUCAUCACUAAGUUGUAUUUCAUGCAGCAUUCGAAUUGGAUUUGGAGUUUUGAUGCCUCCCUGCCCCCACAAUAUUGUUAUUGAUUAUACACACUUUACAACAACGUGACAACACAAAACAAAAAAACAAAACAGCCAACAAGUAAAAUAAUUUCACACAUUUGGAUACCACAGGUGGUUGUACACCCCACUUGUCAAUAAAGUCCAAUAAAGGUUUCCAUAUUUGUUCAAAAUCCUCUGCCUUCCCUCCCACCACAUAAAUUGAUUUUCCAGCUUAACAGAGUUCGUUUUUCCUUAAUCCAUUGAUUAAUUGGAGGUGUGUCCAUUUUCUUCCAGAAUAGCGCAAUGAGCCUCCUUGGCUGUUGCAGUCCAAAGUCAAUCAAAGUCUGUUUUUUUUUUUUUUUUUUGCAGAUCACAAGGUCUCUUGGGUAAAUCCCCAGUAUAAACAAUUUUGCAUUGUAAGGUACAUCAGUCCCAGCAAUAUACGACAUAAUGCGGCCCACUUCUGUCCAAUAACCCUGCAAUUCAUGGCAGUCCCAAACACAAUGUAGAAGAGAUCCUCGUCCUUCGUCCUUCAUUCCUACCAUUUAAUGCAGGUGUCUGAAAUAUCGGUGGACGAGCUGUUUAACUUUACAGCUGAAUGUAUACUCUCGUCAACCAUUUGUAUUGCAAUAACCUCACCCCCAAAACACACAGAGUCCGCCGCGCUACGCCCAGCUCCGUUCCGGAUGACGCUACAAAUACAAUGCAGAUCGCCUGCAAUGCCCAAUGCCCACAGCAUACGACUCUCAUGCGGUCCGUCCAACCGCGGACUCUAGACGUGCAUGCGCAAAACGGAGGAGACUAUACCUGAUCAGAUCAACACAAAGUUUAUUAUUGUGACAGUAUUUUCAGGUGGAAAAAACACGCCAAAAAUGCACUACGGCCAAUAAUACAGUUUAGGUACAGUUAAAUUCAGUUCAAAACACACAAAAGCACACAAUAACCCGCGGAUGCAACUCCCCCGCCUCUACAAAUAUGCUCACGCGCGCUGGAGUUAAGAUCGGGGCUAAAAAAUCCAGCCCGACCCGACCCGGGCCCAUGGGUAUUAAAGCCCGACCCAGCUCGAGCCAGAUCAAUCAACUUGGUUUGCAGGCCCGAGCCCGAAAAAAUCCCCGAAAUUUUAUGUUUUAUUUGUAGGCCGGAGCACGAAAUUUGGAUGCGAUGCGUCAGUCAGAGCAUUACUUGGAAAAACAAAUUAAAGCCUGUCUUUUGUAAAGAAAUCUCCCAGUUAACAAGAGGGUAUAUGCAUAUUCAAUAAACAUUUAUAUAUUUUAUAUUUGUGUGUCAUGUAUUUCAUGUUUCAUUUUCUUGGCAAUUCAAUGCAGCAGCCCAUUUGACAUUUAUUUUAAUUUUCACGAGUUGGCAGAAAAAAAAAACGCAAGUUUUUAAAAUGUUUAAAUUGUCUGCAUAUUUUUAUCAUCAUUAUGAAUGCAUUUACACAAUGAAAUAACGUUGGAAAAGUUUGUUUAAUAUAUUUCUGUGUGGGAUAUUGUGCUCACAUGGAUGCGCCUCUCUGACAAGGAGAGGCUCCGCGCGGCUCCCGUUCGCAAUUCCCAUACAGCGCCUUCUGUUUCAUCCAAAUUAUUUAUUUACAGGUAUUCCUUAGUUCAACAUCCAUACAUCGAUUUAGUUGACAUAUAAAAAUAUAUAUUUAUUACAAAAAAGUUAGCGAGAGAGAAGCCCGACCCGAACGUAAUAAUUGACAUUUUAGGCCCGACCAUGCCCGAAAUUCAGGUCGGGCAUGCUUUGGGCUUAAGGUCUUACCUCUAACGCACGCACAUAUAUACACAAACAUAGUGUAGCACUUGCAAGAAUUGCCAGCGGCAAUUAGUUUCAGUAAAUC